CACAGACUCCAGUUCCCUGUUGGCGUUGGGUAGUACUAGUACAAUGAAGGGACGAUGGGUGCCUGCAUCAGAAUAAUAUGGAUAAGAUUGACACCCUUGACAGCAUCUAUCAGUGAUGGUUCUGCUUUCCUGAUGUCUUUUUUGCCAAAACCCAUUACUCUCUCAGUAUCUUUACAUCUGUAGGAGAUAAAGUGUUGCAGUUGUAUCGGUCUGUUAGCUCCGUGCUAUGCUUUCACUCACAUCAACUGUAUUUUAUUGACCUGACCGAUAUCACUCAUACCAUGGCCAUUGCUCAGUUUCGCCUUUUUAAAAUAUGCACCUGCUUAGCAUCUCUCCUUUCAUUCCUGAAAAGACUAAUUUGCAGGACUGGAAGGUCACGCAAGCUGAGCGGGGAUCAGAUCUCCCUUCCUACCACUGUUGAUUAUUCAUCCGCACCAAAAAAGCCUGAAAUUGAGGAGUGGAGCUCAUGGGAUGAAGACGGCCCCACGAGUAUUAAAAUAGAAGGUGGUAACGGGACGGUUCCUCCUCAGAAUGAAGCCGAAGAUGAAGAGCCAGACUACUUUAAAGACAUGACUCCCACCAUCAGGAAAACACAAAAAAUCGUGUUGAAGAAAAGGGAACCUCUGAAUUUUUCCAUGCCAGACAGUUCCUCCGGUUUCUCCAGUAGAUUAGCUGCCUCUCAGGAUAUGUCCUUCAUCCAGCCAUCUGCGGAGCUGGGGGAUCUUGACACCUGGCAGGAGGACACAAAUGCUUGGGAGGAUGAGGCAGAAGCAGCUUGGGAGACAGAGGAAGUGAUGAGGCAGCAGAAGAUGGCGGAGAGAGAGAGACGUGCCAUGGAGCAACAAAGAAAGAAAAUGGAGAAAGAGGCGCAACGAAUGAUGAAAAAAGAGCAAAAGAUCGCCGUCAAACUUUCGUAACAUUUAUACAGCACUGGACACUCUACACAACAGCCAGUCAACUUACCACAUGUUGAAUACGUUCUCGUUUUGUCUCAGCUACCACGCUGCUGUCUUUUGGAGUCCAUCCGUUGUCUGGAAGAAUUUGAUUUUCUUGUUUUUUGUAUAUUGGACAAAACACAGCACAAAGAACCCUUCCCUCGUACAUGAGUUCUUGUGAAUAUUCUUGCGGUGAAAAUACUGGAUGGGUUUUUUGUGUCAGUAUUUAUAAAACUUGAAAGAAUUUAUUCAGAAUCAUUUUAAAUAAUUCUGUUUAUUCUGGGUUUGUGUUUUUGGCCUCAGUGUUUUUCACAUCUGUUUUUAUUUUCUUUAUCCUCUUGUAACUGUCCUUUCAGCAGUGGGAAAAUUCAGUUUCUCCUCUCUAAUAUCUCCUGGUCUUAACUGCUAAUAAUUGUUAAAGACCUUACAUUUUUCCAAAAUAGACAUUUUGUUUUAAACCUACACCUUGAUCUGGUUAAAUGCUAAAUUAAAUGGUUAUCUUUACUGGGAAUAGAGAUGUGUAGCGAGUUGAAAAUGCUUUAAUAAGGAGUGGGUUGGUCAUCAUGGAAACGCUAGAAUUUUAAAAUAUCCAGAUUGGCAACCAACGCAUCUUCUAUCUUUGGUAGAACCCAAUGUCUGUUGCUAAGAAGUGUUGAAAGAUAAUUACAUUCACCUUCAGUAUAGCUUUAAGCCUGAUAUAAUCUGCUGUAUGUAGAAACAGUUCAUCACACUGAUCACAGGCAUAAACAUUUAAAUUUUGAUUUAUCACAGGGAUAUCUUUGUUCUAUUAACACAGUUUUACUGAAUGAAGAGAUAAUGAUGCUACCAGGGGAAGCUCUCCGGUGUCUUUAUUGAGAAAUGGGCAAAUUGUUCAAGUCUAUAAGUGGAUCAUGUCUAUUGGUACAAUACUGAGGAUUGUCCUAUUAAAAUAAUGAUGGUGCUGAUAAUAACUUCUGCAUGCUAUGAUUAUUGAGGAAGAUGAAGCCAUGAGUGAUGCAAGCUGAUCAUAAUGUAAAGCAGAAUAAAAUCACACCUUUUUGUUAUUGUU
Molecule: messenger RNA, 1983 nt
Organism: Paramisgurnus dabryanus
Lineage: Eukaryota; Metazoa; Chordata; Actinopteri; Cypriniformes; Cobitidae
Gene: ebag9
Product: estrogen receptor binding site associated antigen 9
Cellular component (GO): secretory granule
Source: RefSeq, a predicted model, not a curated record